AUGGCCGUAACGACUGAACAGCCAACUGUUGAUGCUACCAAGACUGCCGAGCAUCCUACAGUUGAGAAGGAGCUCGUUGAAGACAACAAGGUGUUUGUCGGAAACCUGCCAUUCAAGACUACUCAAGAAGCGCUGAUCAAGUUUUUCGAAAGCGCUGGCAAGGUUACUGAAGCGACCAUUAUCAAGCACGGCCGCCGUUCUCUUGGCUAUGGAUUUGUUGGAUUUGAAACUGCAGCCGAGGCUGAAAAGGCGAGAAAGGAGCUGAACAAAAAGGAGCUUGAGGGUCGUGAGGUGAAUGUCGAGGUGGCAAAACCAAAGACCCAUGUCGACAAGAAGCCUGAGACAUCUAGUGACAAUGAAUCAGCUCUUCCUCGUGCUCGCAAGUCGCGCCGUCGAGUCACUCGUCGUCGUAACAACAAAAAGAAGAAGGCUGCUGCUGCUGCCUCUGAGCAACAAGACCAAACCGAUGCAUCGGCUACUAAAAAGGAAGAUGGUGAUGCUGCUGCUACCAAGGAAGCCAAGACAAAGGAGGUGUCAUCAUCAUCAGCCAAGGAAAGUGAUGCCGCUGGCACCACUGAGGAUACUACUGCUUCCACCAAAAAGAAGAAUCGUAACCGUCGUAAGCGUGCUGCAAAGGCUAAGCGCACUGAGCCAUCCAAGACCACUGUAUUUGUAGCCAACUUGCCUUAUGCUACUACGGAUGAAGGUUUGGCUGAAGUUUUCAAAAACUACAAGUUCAACUCUGCCCAAGUUGCUCGUAUGAAGAGUGGCCGUUCCAAGGGUUAUGGUUUUGUGGAGUUGGUCUCGGAAGAAGAACAAAAGCGUGCUCUUGACAAUAUCAAGGAUGUGGAAUUGGAAGGUCGUGCUAUUUACCUAAAGAUUGCCAUGUCUGAACGUGUUGAGCCUGAGGAAGAGACUACCAAGGAGGAUGCCACUGAAAAGAAGAAUGAUGACAAGAAGGAGGCUGAAAAGAAGGAAGCUGAGAAGCAACCUGCUGCUGCUGAAAAGAAGGAUGCUGUUGCAAAGCCUGUUGAAAAGAAGGAAGCUGAGAAGCCUGCUGCUGCUGAAAAGAAGGAUGCCGCUGCAAAGCCUGUUGAGAAGAAGGAAGCUGAGAAGCCUGUUGCUGAAAAGAAGGAUGCCGCUGCUGCAAAGCCUGCUGACAAGCCUGCUGAAAAGAAGGAGGUUAAUGGUGACAAGAAGGCUGCUCCUGCUACCAAGACCACUGAAAAGCCUGCUGCUGCUGCUGCUGCCCCUGCUGAAAAGAAGAAGGAUGCUGCUGCUGCUGCUGCUAAGGCUCCUGAAAAGAAAUAA
This is a messenger RNA of Lichtheimia ornata, 1311 nucleotides long. RefSeq lists its product as uncharacterized. Gene Ontology annotation, molecular function: RNA binding. The record is from RefSeq and is a predicted model, not a curated record. The transcript is spliced from 4 exons. The coding region runs from base 1 to 1311 and encodes 436 amino acids. NCBI's taxonomy places the organism in Eukaryota, Fungi, Mucoromycota, Mucoromycetes, Mucorales, Lichtheimiaceae.